CGAGAGUGGAGGGCAGUGAUGGCGUCGUUCGAAUUUUGUUCGCGGGUUCCUUACUUCUUCUGCGUCGCCUUGGAUUCACCGAAACGCGACAGGAGGGAGUGUAGUGCGUCACAAGGAGGGAGGUGGGUUCUGCCACUUGGCCUGGCCGCCAAGUGCUCGAAGGGUGAUGAAUUGAACAGGCAGUUUCCACUGCCGCUAGUCCUAUGACGACGAGCCUGGAUCUCGAUUAAGAAAGAAACUUACCAACAAAUUACCAGCUGCCUUGGACAAAAUGCUCCCUUCCCCCAUCAGAAUCAUCACGAACAAAGCUUCCCUUCCCACAUGGCGGCCACUAUCGCUUGAAACUGCUGCUUUUCAUCCGCGCAGCUGGUGUCCUUCCCGAACUUUUAAGAGAAAAGUACACAUGCACUGUGAGACGCUCUUGUACUCGCGCGCGCGUAUUCCCAGAGCGAGAGAGAGGGAGAGAGGGGAGAGCUAGAGAUGUAUACAUAUACAGAGUGGGUUUCAGAAUUCAAGUGCAUGGCGGUUGGUAGUUGAUCUAGAGCUUAUCAGGGUUUCGUUUUUUUCUCCUUACAUUUUUGUGGAUCAGUUGGAGGAGCGAGCGCGUUUUUUUGGUUGAUUACCUUGAUUCAACUUCGUGGGUUUAGUGGAUUCGUUUAGUGGUUCGUGACCAUCGACCGCGCAUCUCUCCAGAGUCGGGGGUGGUGGUGUCUCUGGUUUUGGUUGCUUGUGAUCAUGUGUUGAUCUGGUGGGAGUUGAUGUGCAUGCAUGGAGCUGAAAGAGGUUCUGAAGCUUGAUUGUGUUAUGAAAUGCCGGUUCCGACCAUCCUCAGGUAGACCGACUGUCUGCACAUAAAUUUUUGUGGAACUUGGUAGAGGGUCAGACUCUUUCUGGUGGUUCUUGAGGCUCAACCUCCAGCGAUCCGACCAAUCUUUUCAGUUGGAUGUACUGCGAUGACAUUUUCGCAAAUUACUGGGAAACUCUGUUCGGCUGCUCUUUGAGCAGAUCUUCAUGCUAGAGAUCGACCUUAUUUGAAGCCUGUGUCGAAGCCUUGUCUGAUAACUCGCUGGACGCCGCAAAACACCAGUCGUUUUGUAGCCAAGUGAUUUCUACAUGCGCAAUGCAACCUCCGUAAGUCAGCCUCAAAACCAUCGUAACGGUGGGGAGAGCAUUGGAAGUGAUGUCACAUCCUUGCGAGCUGACAGAGAUUGUGACUUAGCCAGAUGACUGUGUGGCUUGAUUUGUGAUACAGCUCUGGAGAAACCAGAAAUGUCCCUAUUGCUGGAAUCGGUCGUCUUCACGUGGUAUAUAGCUGGUUCCAUAAUUAAGACGAGAGGUGUCAUUCUUGCGUAGCAGAAUCGAUCCGGGGAAUUUCGUUUGGAGUUGUAAACAAAAUCAUGGCCAGUUCCCGGUGGGCGUUUUCGCAGAGCAGCAACAACCUCUCGUUCAAAUCAUCUGUAGCGGCGCAAGCAGACUUCUGGUUCGACGCGAGCUUGCUCUACGUCCGCGUCACCAACUGCCAGCUGACAGGAGAUUGCACACUUCCUGAGGUUCUAAACGUACACUUUCCCCCACGGGAAAUCGCCACCUGCAUGGAGGUCAAUGGCGGGCGCAUUCCCCCAUCGGAGGAGGUCUCCCUUGUCCUCCGUCGAAACCGCAUCGAAUCCGAGACGGCGGACGCUUUCAUGUAUGUCAGCACAGACAACCUCCGCAUGAGCUCCACGCUUCACUUUCAAAUCCUGGAUCAAGACACACUUCUCGUCUCCGGCAUUCUGGAAAAGCUAGCGUAUUCCCCAAGGCCAGCUGCUGCGACACCGGCUGUACCCACGAGGAAUGAUCUGGGAUGGAUCAUGGCCACCACUUGUGAGAUUGGAUCGCUAGGAUGCGCCUUCGUCAAGGCGAAGUAUGAGCUCUUCAAGCACGGCCUGUGCAUAAACUUUCCCAACACCAACACAGCCAUGGAAAUUUGUGUAGUGGGGAGGUUUAAGAGUGAGCCUGUAAUCUUGACGCAGACCUUGAUGCUUACUGUCAAGCGACGAUCCGCCUCUUUCUGCACCCUCAAUGCUAUCCCCGAGGACAACGAAGAUGAUAAAGAAAGUUGCCAAAUGUACGCAACGGCGAUGGUCUCGAACGAUUUCCUGGACGAGGGUGGUGAGUCUUUCUUCGGCAUGUCCAGGAGUCAGGCCGAUAGUCAGAAGGAGUUGGCAGCUGGAGAUUACGUGAGCAAAAUGCUCACGCUCGACAGUAGUUUGUACCUUCCAGACGUGGUGGAUCAGGAAGAAACAUGGUACAACAAAGGCAUUUCCAGGGGCAUCAAAUUGGGAUUCGGAAUUGGGAUAGGUAUGUGCGUUGGGCUGGGAAUUGGAUUGGGUUUGAUCAUUCGUAAGUUUCGUGUCACAACAAAGGAGCUGUACAGAAUCACAGUGUAACCAGGUAGACUCCUUUUGAAAAGCUGCAGUACCCACAAUUAGAUGCAUCCACAAGGCUAGGGCUUCGAAGAAAUGAGAGACCUCGGAGGUGAUCGCUACGGCAGAAGUCUUUCGAUUCUUGGCAGCAUCACGUACAUAGAUUUGUAUAAUAGGGAGUGUGAUAUUCAAGCAGGGUGACUUGAAGAUUAUGAUCGAGUCAUUCUGCAAUGCAGCCUGCGUAUUGCCAAUCAAGAGUAAACAACUACAGCCAAAACGAUUCUGAGGA
Physcomitrium patens is the source of this 2694-nucleotide messenger RNA. RefSeq lists its product as uncharacterized. NCBI's taxonomy places the organism in Eukaryota, Viridiplantae, Streptophyta, Bryopsida, Funariales, Funariaceae. The record is from RefSeq and is a predicted model, not a curated record.